CUCCCUACAACCCUAACGCCUAGAAGGUUCUAUCAUCCUCCAGAUCUUUAACCCCCAGGCCAAUAAACCAUCCAUCAUCAUUUUGUUUCUCCUUUAAUAAUACAAUCAAUCCUAUCCUCAUUUCUCUUGCAUCAGAGGAAAACCCUAAGAUUUUUGGAGUACGCUCAAAUUAACCCUCAAAUGGCUAAGCGUUUGAUUCCAACCCUUAACAGAGUUCUUGUUGAGAAAAUCCUUCCUCCUUCCAAAACCAACGCUGGCAUUCUCCUCCCUGAGAAAUCCACCAAGUUUAGUUCAGGGAUAGUGGUGGCCGUUGGCCCAGGAGCAAUAGACAAGCAAGGGAAAACGAUCCCAAUUCCUUUUAAAGAAGGUGACACUGUCCUUUUGCCUGAGUUUGGUGGUACCCAAGUCAAGCUUGGCGAGAAAGAGUUUCACUUGUAUAGAGAUGAGGACAUUUUGGGCACUCUCCAUGAGUGAUUGUUUCCAAACCCCAAAUGACUGAGGGUUAAGGUUGUGUUUGGGUGUUUUAAUUAAGUUGGAUGGAAUUGAUUAAUCAUUGGAACUGGAAUUAUUAUGCAAUUGAAAUUUGCUAAUGGAACUGAUAAGGACUUUGUUGUCAUCUGCUUUCUUUCUUUCGGAUGUUUACUUGAUUUUGAUGUUGAGAAAGGAACCGAUUUAACUAUUAAACAUUAUUAUUAUCA
Messenger RNA from Durio zibethinus, 698 nucleotides. Its product is annotated as 10 kDa chaperonin, mitochondrial-like. The record is from RefSeq and is a predicted model, not a curated record. Gene Ontology annotation, molecular function: protein-folding chaperone binding; ATP binding; metal ion binding. Lineage: Eukaryota; Viridiplantae; Streptophyta; Magnoliopsida; Malvales; Malvaceae. Gene Ontology annotation, cellular component: mitochondrion.